Molecule: messenger RNA, 5707 nt
Organism: Thunnus maccoyii (southern bluefin tuna)
Lineage: Eukaryota; Metazoa; Chordata; Actinopteri; Scombriformes; Scombridae
Gene: nedd4l
Product: NEDD4 like E3 ubiquitin protein ligase
Exons: 26
Coding region: 136-3879 (1247 amino acids)
Biological process (GO): ubiquitin-dependent protein catabolic process; regulation of dendrite morphogenesis
Molecular function (GO): sodium channel inhibitor activity; protein binding; ubiquitin protein ligase activity
Source: RefSeq, a predicted model, not a curated record
AGGGGCUCAGUCAUCUAGCCAGCCAAAGGAGAGAAGUGGGCGACACUAGGAGAGUGAGACGAGAGCCAGAGGAGAGAACCAAACCAGUCAGAGAGAAAGUGAGAGGGAACGGGAGCUGUGGGACGUGAGGUGAAAAUGGCACAACGUCUGCGUUUAUACUUUGGCUCUGGCCGCAGUAACACAGCCCCGGAGAUACUGGAAGGAGACUCAGAGGAGCAGCAGGGAGACAAUGAUGUGGUCACAGCACUCCGUAUGCGGCCACCUCCGAUAUCGAGGCCUAUUCAGGGGCCAGCUCAGCAGCACGUCCCACCUUUUGCUUUGCGCUUGGACCCUUCGCUUAAACGGAGUUCCUCCAUGUUCAUACCCCAGCUUGCUGCCUACGCUGAACCACGGCCCACCAAGAGUUCCUCCAUGCACAUUUCCCUCCAGCGCUCCAAUGGAUCAAGUAAUGGAGAUUCCAGUGGCCACGCUGAUGAUGUCCCACCACCCUGUUAUACUCCUCCAGGACCUGCGCCUGCCUACACAGAACCACAAAUCCAAGCCGACGUUCCACGACAUCCACCUCCUCCAUACUACAGCCCAGAUUCUUUAAACUCUCAAACAGAGCUGAACCUGCCCAAGCGCAGGGUGUUUAGUAUUGGUUCCAAUGGCCAUACUAUGUAUAGCAGAGGCCAACCUGGUAUCAGUGUUGGGGGUAUUUGUAUCCAGAGGAACUCUCAAGACGGAUCUGACAUCCAGCAUUUCAGAAUCCUCCCUUACGGUGGUACUGGCUGGUCUGUCCAGCAGCAGAGCCUGGACCAGAGCUCUGGUGCUAACGGAGGAACACAGAGAGUAGUGUUUCAGCUCCAGCAAAAUCAGAACCAGGAUCAGAACCAGGGCAGGCAACAGGCUGCUGCAUCCCAGGAAGAAUGCACCAAUGUCGGAUUUGCCAACUCCAGCGGUAGCCGAAUGGUGCAUUACCCCAGAAUCCGACUGGGGAGAAGCUCGUCUCAUCAGAGGCUUUUGCUUGGAAAUCAAGAUAGCCCAACUAUAGAGGAGAACCACAUUGAUAUGGAAACACAGAGAAUGGAAGCAAGCAACAGAUCGAACGGCUGUACUUUUAAAAUCAGUGGGGAUACCCCUAGAAGACAGCCUCAUUUCAAGAUUUAUUUUACUCCGGGCGGAGGUGGAGAUCAGGAUGUGAGCCAUGGCAGUGAUUCGACAAGGAAUAAUCCCAAGACCAGAGAUGAUUUCCUGGGACAAGUUGAUGUUCCUCUCAGUCAUUUGCCGACGGAGGACCCUGCCAUGGAGCGUCCUUACACAUUUAAAGACUUCCUCCUACGGCCCAGAAGUCACAAGUCCAGGGUGAAGGGUUACCUGCGUCUGAAGAUGGCCUAUCUGCCCAAACAAGGAGGACAUGAGGAGGAAGCUGGAGAGAUGAGGGAGGAGGCUGAGGGAUGGGAUGAGAAUGCAGACUCAGGGUCUCAGCGACCCCAGCAGCUGCUGCCACCAUUGCCCCCAGGCUGGGAAGAGAAGGUGGACAACCUGGGACGCACCUACUUUGUCAACCACAACAACCGCUCUACACAGUGGAAACGGCCCUCAAACAUGGAUGUGAUUUCAGAGACAGAGAGUGACAAUCAACAGAGGCAGAUCCAUCAGGAAGCGCACCGCGUUUUCCGUUCGAGACGCCACAUCAGUGAAGACCUAGAGAACGAGCACCUGGAGCCCAGGGACAUUGACAACUCCUGGGAGCUCAUCACAGAGGAGGAUCCUAAUGACAGCUUGGACCAGUCACUGCCUGGCCCCUCCUCCGUCAUGACCCCACAACACCCGCUGACACCUGUCACCCAGGAGUUCUCCGAAGAUUUGAAUCUGAGGCUGUCACUCACCCCAGAUACUAAUGGCGAAGUUCCAGGGCCCAGCUCUGCUCUGGGCCAAAUGUCAAACAGACUCCGUUCCUCCAGUAUGACGGAUGGCGUCAGUGAUCAGACCCAGGCUCCUCCUCUUACGUCUCCCUCAGCGACUGCUUACACCUUGACCACCCCUGGCCUGCCCCCUGGAUGGGAAGAGAGGAAGGACGGCAAGGGAAGAACUUAUUACGUCAACCAUAACAACCGCACCACUACCUGGACUAGGCCAAUUGUGCAGCUGACUGAAGACGGAGCCAGCACCUCAGCAGCAGCAGCAGCAGCAGCAGCAGCAGCAUCAGGAGGAGCCUCGGCCCUGCCACCCGCAUCCACCCCCUCCUCCUCUUCCAAUGCUUCCAGCAACCACCUCCAUGAGCCCCAAGUCCGACGACCUCGUAGCCUCAGCUCCCCUACUGUCACCCUUUCCACCCCCUUGGAGGGAGCUAACAACAUCCAGGUGCGGAGGGCUGUGAAGGACACGUUCUCCAACCCGCAGUCUCCCCAACCGUCCCCCUACAGUUCCCCCAAGUCACAGCACAAGGCACAGCAGAGCUUCCUGCCGCCAGGCUGGGAGAUGAGGAUAGCCCCCAACGGACGGCCUUUCUUCAUCGACCACAACAGCAGAAACACCACCUGGGAGGAUCCCAGGUUGAAAUAUCCAGUCCAUAUGAGGAAUAAGAACUCGAUGGAGCCUGGUGAACUCGGUCCUCUUCCUCCUGGCUGGGAAGAAAGAGUUCACUCAGACGGACGCACCUUCUACAUCGACCACAAUACAAAGAACACGCAGUGGGAGGACCCUCGCCUACAGAGUCCAGCUAUCACAGGACCUGCCGUUCCCUACUCCAGAGAGUUCAAGCAGAAAUAUGACUACUUCAGGAAGAAAUUAAAGAAACCGGCUGACAUCCCCAACCGAUUCGAGAUGAAGCUACACAGGAACAACAUCUUCGAGGAAUCGUAUCGUCGAAUCAUGUCCUUGAAGAGGCCGGAUGUCCUGAAGGCGCGGCUGUGGAUCGAGUUUGAGUCAGAGAAAGGCCUGGACUAUGGUGGUGUGGCCAGAGAAUGGUUCUUCCUCUUAUCUAAGGAAAUGUUCAACCCUUACUAUGGCUUGUUUGAAUACUCAGCCACAGACAACUACACUCUCCAGAUUAAUCCCAACUCUGGCCUGUGCAAUGAGGAUCACCUCUCCUAUUUCAAGUUCAUCGGGCGUGUUGCAGGAAUGGCCGUGUUUCAUGGAAAACUGCUGGAUGGUUUUUUCAUCCGGCCCUUCUACAAGAUGAUGCUGGGAAAACAGAUCUCUCUUAAAGACAUGGAGUCUGUGGACAGUGAAUACUACAACUCUCUCAAGUGGAUUCUGGAGAACGAUCCCACAGAGCUGGACCUGAGGUUUUGUAUCGAUGAGGACAACUUUGGACAGACGUACCAGGUUGAUCUAAAGCCCAGCGGCUCAGACAUGGUGGUCACCAAUGACAACAAAAAGGAAUACAUAGACCUGGUCAUCCAGUGGAGGUUUGUCAAUCGGGUCCAGAAGCAGAUGAACGCCUUCUUGGAGGGCUUCACUGAGCUCAUUCUCAUAGAUCUGAUCAAGAUCUUUGAUGAAAAUGAACUGGAGCUGCUGAUGUGUGGUCUGGGUGAUGUUGAUGUCAACGACUGGAGACAACAUACUGUUUACAAGAACGGCUAUUGUCCCAACCAUCCUGUUAUUCAGUGGUUCUGGAAGGUUGUCCUGUUGAUGGAUGCUGAAAAGAGGAUCCGACUUCUCCAGUUUGUCACGGGGACGUCACGAGUCCCCAUGAAUGGCUUUGCCGAGCUUUAUGGUUCUAAUGGUCCUCAGCUGUUCACAAUCGAGCAGUGGGGAACGCCCGAUAAGUUGCCAAGAGCUCACACAUGUUUCAACCGCUUGGAUCUGCCAACCUACGAAUCCUUUGAGGACCUGAGAGAGAAACUCCUCAUGGCCGUGGAGAACGCGCAGGGCUUUGAGGGCGUCGACUAAAACAGCAACCCUCUGACUGCAUCCAACCAACCAACUGACAAUUAAAAAAACAAAACAAAAAGCCACAGGGAUGUCAAACCAGCUGCUGUAGCAGUUCUGUGCGAGCAUGUUGUACUGUUAUGCCUGACUGUGAGCCACCUCCACAGCACGGUGGUUUUGAGACUGUACAGCGACUUGUCGAGCCAAUAUGCCUCCGUCUUUAUAUCUUUUCAGUGUGCGUAGGUCACUCCUUAAAGGUGCUGGGGGCUGGGGAAAGAAAGGGAGAGUCGCACUGUCUUUUUAUCCACAGGCAUGAACGAUGAAUGAGGAGAGCUGGCCCUGAUACUGUACGUUUCUUUCCCCGCUACCCUCGUCCUGUGAAAAUCUACAGUGCUGGAAAACACUAAUGCAUUUCAAUAGCUCCUUUAUGUACACUAUAGCACAGUAUUUGAGCACCCUUCAGUGGAAGGGUCUUAGCAUGGCCUUAAUCUGGCUCAUACAUGCACUAUUUCUCUAAGAAACUGCAAUGGCACUAUGAUCACAACUCUCUCAAAUCCUUAGACCAACACCAGAUAACCUUAGGAAUGCUAGCCAAUCACAUUUCAGGAAAUCGGCCACACCCCUCCAUAGAGCCUCGUCUAUGUCGUGUGAUCAGAUAUCGCCGCUGCAGCCUUUUGUAGAGUCAUUUUUGUUUUCUUUUUUUAGGUAAGGAUUCGAGAAUGGGGGAUAAAAUAAUCCCCAAAGAUGAUUUUAUAGUUUUUGCCAGUCAUCAUGGAACCGUUUAUUUUUUUUUUUUUAAUUCAUUGGUAUAAAUCUCGCAGGAAAAUACUCUCAACGUAUUUGUACUGAUGAAUAAUGUUGUUUACUAUUUUGACACUUCUAUAUGAGAUGAUGUGUGAAGUGUAAAUCUGGCUAGUCUGGGGAAAAAUGAUUAAUCCAUAUCAUUUGUUAUGGUGAUAGCAAAUGUGUUGAAUAAAAUGGUUUUUAUUGUAGUGCUAUGGAAGCAGCAUGAAACUGUACCUUGUGUUUGCUUUGACUACAUAGUAAUUUGGACGUGUAAUCGGUGUCGAGGUCGGGAAGGGAAAACUCGAAACGGGGGGAUAGUUUCUCUGAGACGUUUGCAUCAUGAUUAUAUUAAUAUUCUCAUGCCUGUUGCUGUUCAUAAUGCUGUAAAUUGUUCUUGGAAAAACACAUUUUUAAGUUCUUUCAUGAUAUAUAAAUAUAUGUAUGUAUUACAUUUAACAGAAGUAUUACUGAUCAACAACACUAAAAUGAAGCUGUGUGCGUGAGCGGGUGUUUGAGAGAAAAGCUGUGAUUGCCACUGAAUAUAAAGCAGCACGUUUCUUACAAAGAAAAAAAUGUUUUCUUUUUUAUGUUUUGUUUCUCUCUCUCUCUCUCUCUCCUUUUUCUAACACCAUUGAACCUAAAGGGCACUUUAUAGAUCACUCUGAGGUCAUGUCGCCUAUUGUAUGUCUUGUCAUUAACUUGAAUGUGAUUCUUUUUUUUUUUUCGUUCAGAGCACUUACCUGGUGCAAUAUAAAUAGUCUGUAAAUCUGGGCUGCUGCUAAGGUAGAAAAAGUUGACAGAAGUGAAGCAGAGACUUCACACCCUUUAGUAUUCUGUUUUUUUUCUCUUUUCUCUACCUUCUCCUCCUCCCUUGUGUUUCUUCCUCCUGUGAUCCCACCACUCAAACUGAUUCAGUAAAGAUUAGUCCCUUUUUUUAGAGGGUUUCUUUUCUUUUUUUAAUGAAUGACAGAAAAUAUCACUUUUGUUAAAGAUUCCACCACUCCCUGCAACUCUUUGUGGUUCAUUUAACUCCAGUCAAAAAUAAAAAUGAAACUUCUCAGAA